CACCUGUAUUCUCUGCCCACCUGCUCCAGCAGUUGUCUGUCUCCCUCGCUCUCUUCCUCCGUCUAUCAAAACAUCAUGGCGGUCAGCAAGACAGCUCUUUGGGCGGGAAUAUUGACCCUGGCGGUAAUCAUUUGCAUCUUGGUAGACAAUAUUCUCCUUAAAAGAAGCAUUUACCACCAACAGGAAGACCAACGCAUGCGCAUUAACAAGAGAGCUGUUAACAUGAGUGCGUGUCGGGAGAUGAUUCAGAAGGAGAGGCAGGUUAAAGGAGUCUUGAAAAACCGGAUAUUGAAUACGGAACGAAACAAAGGGGGGUUAUACCUUGAGCUUGAACGCCAGAAGAGCGCCUUAAGUCGAGUCCAAAACUCAGGAGCCAUUAAAGAAGAAAAGAUGAAAGAAGUCGAAGCCUUGACCAAGACCAAAGGGGACCUCAAGAAACAGCUCGACGAGGCAUUGAAACGCGCUACGGAGGCUGACAAGGCCAAGGCCGACCUGCAGGCCAAGUUGACCGAGGCGCUAGCCAAGCAGAAGGAAGCAGAGACAGCAGCAGCGGCAGCCAAGAACGAAGCAGCUAAAUCCAAGGAAAACAAGAAUUGAUAUGUUCACUUUAAUCCAUAUUUCAUUUCGAAUUGUAUAGUAAUUUAGUUCUUAUUGGGUGGCUAUAAAUAGGAGCUGCCUCGUAUGGGCCAACAGGCCUUCUACAGUUGCCUUUGUUCUUAUGUAAUAUUGUAUAAUUGUAAAAUUAUCUUCAAGAUAUUUCAUCGAAUUUUGAUAGGUCGUUAAUCUAACAUAAACCUUCAAUGGUAAUAACCAGAAAUAACAUUAACAAAAUUAACAGCAUCUUCAAAAAAGUCACAUCGUCAGUUAUAUAUAAAAUAUAAUAUAAUAAGUUAUUACGAAACGCGUUCAGGCGUCAAGGCUAGAAAUAAAAAUGAAUUUUGGAGAAUUGAUUUUUCAAUUACCAUCGACAGUGAAAAGAAACAUAAGAAAUAGUGAGAAAAAUCGUGUUAGAAUUAUUAAUCUUACUUUUUCGGUCAUAUUCAACAAUUUUUCCAAUAGUGUAAAUUCUGAAAAAAAUAUUUUCAUGGAACUCAUUGAUCAAGUAAGUCCAUUCUAUUAAAUUUAAUAAAGAGAUUGAUAAAAUGUAAUUAUUUCAUAUUUCUUAAUAUUUUAAUUCACAUAAAAAAUUAAUUUUUUUAUUAUUAUUUGACUGAUAGAUUGAUAUGUAGAAUAAUCAUAUGUGACCUUUCAACUGGUAUCUUAAAUAUGUGUACAUAUAUUGUCUCUUAUUAUAGUGCCUAAGCUGUUUUAAGAUACGAAAGCGCUUAA
Procambarus clarkii (red swamp crayfish) is the source of this 1329-nucleotide messenger RNA. RefSeq names its product arginine and glutamate-rich protein 1-B. The record is from RefSeq and is a predicted model, not a curated record. Lineage: Eukaryota; Metazoa; Arthropoda; Malacostraca; Decapoda; Cambaridae.